This is a messenger RNA of Symbiodinium natans, 1104 nucleotides long. The record is from the annotation of a GenBank genome assembly. NCBI's taxonomy places the organism in Eukaryota, Dinophyceae, Suessiales, Symbiodiniaceae.
AUGUUUUGGCGCUUGGCCAUCCUCGCCAUUGGCGCCGGUCUACUCUUUGGGGUGGACUUGGCAUCCAUUGGGGCGGCGGUGGAGGCGAUGUCCAAGGAGCUGGACUUGGAUAAGAAACAGACGGAGUGGGUCGUCUCCGGUGCGAAAGGUGGUGCUAUAUUUGGCAGCCUCUUUGGCGGAGCGCUCAUUAUGUCACGGGGUAGGCGGAUGAUCAUCGGCUGGGCCGCGAUACCGAGCAUGAUCGGACCAAUUCUUGUAUUCACGGCCCACAGCCUGCCACAGCUGAUAGUGGGACGGAUCCUGAUGGGAGUUGGCAUCGGCCUUGCAUCCGUUGCCACGCCCAGCUACUUGAGUGAGGUGGUGCUACCGGAGCAGCGAGGACUCUUCGAGGCCAUGUACGAACUGGGCAUCGCCGCGGGAAUGCUGCUGGCAGCCUCGGCCAAUGCGCUCAUCCAGAUGGUGGGCACCGAGUCCGUGUGGCGAUAUCAGGCUGGAUGCGUGCCCUUUGUCUUUGCCUUCCCAGUGCUCAUGGUUGUCUGCACCGUGCCGGAGUCUCCCAGGUGGAUGUUGCAGACAAAAGGAUCCAGCCCUUCCUCCUUGCUGGCCGUGCUGGAGGAGAUCGAACGCCUAAGGCGGCCUGGAGCUGACAAGCGGUUGGAAACGUGGCGUUCCGGCGGCAGGGGUGGCCUUGAAGAGAGUGACGACGCCGAAGAUGAUGAUGACCUAAUUCGUCUGUGGGAUGAAAAGCAUCACGCAGCCGGUACUCCACUGUUCAGAUCUGACAGCGUGCUGGAGGAGAAGGAUGAAACGGUCCGCCUUCGCACGCUGCCGAUCCUGAAGCGCACGCUGGGAGACGCUUGCGCCAUCAUCGUGGGCUCGCACAAGGUGCCUGCUGGAGCCCGGCGCGGCCUCGGGUUGGCACUGGCCGCGGCAGUCCUUGACCAGGCUUGCGCAUCGACUUCGAUCCUCAUCUAUGCACAGAAGAUGCUGGCCACUGUUGGCGUGGGCCAGGAUCAGCAAGAUCUGCUCACGCUGAGUGUGGUGGGCGCAAAGAUGUUGGGUGUGACCCCGUGCAGAAACGAGCGGCUUGUGGGAGUCUUUUGA